Molecule: messenger RNA, 552 nt
Organism: Halichondria panicea
Lineage: Eukaryota; Metazoa; Porifera; Demospongiae; Suberitida; Halichondriidae
Product: DNA-directed RNA polymerases I and III subunit RPAC2-like
Exons: 5
Coding region: 107-457 (116 amino acids)
Biological process (GO): DNA-templated transcription
Cellular component (GO): RNA polymerase I complex; RNA polymerase III complex
Molecular function (GO): protein dimerization activity; DNA binding
Source: RefSeq, a predicted model, not a curated record
GCACAAUGUCAAAUGAAAAAUGACGUCACAGGUGAGUUUAACCCCUUCUUCACGGAGCUAGCUUGCAUCAAUCAAAUCUCAAGGUCUGCAUGCAUCUCAGUUUCCCAUGGCUGAAGACAGAGAAAGAUGUUUGGAGAUUGUUCCAUUAGAUGACCCAGAUGACACCACAUGUAUGACCUUUGUACUCAAGCAAGAAGACCACACCCUUGGGAAUGCCCUCAGAUACAUGAUUAUGAAGAACCCAGACGUGACAUUCUGUGGAUACAGUGUACCUCAUCCUUCGGAACCCAAAAUAAACUUGAGAGUGCAAACAAACGGUGUAGCAGCCACAGACGCAUUGAGAAAAGGUCUGGAAGAUCUUCAGGAAUUGUGUGCCCAUGUCCAGCAUAAUUUUGAGCAAAAAGUGGCAAGUUUCUCAGAGCAAGACAAUUCUAUGUCCUCACAAACUGAACCAUGAUUACACUGUCUCAAUAGUUGAAUAAAUUAUGUGUGUGCGGUAUUAUUUUAUACAAAAAGCAACAAAAUAAUUAUUAAUGAUUAAAAAGACACAAA